AGAGGGGUUGCGGCACUUCCGUGGAGGAUUCAUUUACCAUUAAUGAGGAAGCCGCAAAAAUGGGAUUGUUUUCAGAAGAGUUAUUUCCAACGAAGCUCAGCUUCGUCAUAUUCAUAUCGUAUAUGGCCUUAUUCAUUAAUCAAGGUAUCCUAGUGACAGCCUCCAAGAGUAAGGACAACACCUACAACUUUAACACAGUGGCCGUGGUGCUGCUGACAGAAUGUCUCAAGCUUAUUGUAUCAGUGGUGGUGUUUUUAAAGGAUCACUCUGUUGCUCAGUUUUUCUCAGACAUCCACAAGUACAAACAAGUAUUGCUGUACUACUUUGUGCCUGCUGCUCUCUACUGCCUUUAUAACAACUUGGGUUUCAUUAACCUGGCAACCUAUGACCCAACGACAUACUUCCUACUGCUGCAGUUCCGUGUUGUUGUGACCGGGGUGGUAUUCCAGAUGGUAUUCAGUAAGCAGUUGAGUCGGAUGCAGUGGAUGUCGCUGAUUUUCCUGACUGUUGGAUGUGUGGUAAAGGAAUACGGCCACGAUCAUGAGACAAAGGUAGAACCAGGUGCGUCUAGCUGGUCAGUCUACCUCAACCCAAGUCUCCUCCUCAUCAUGGUACAGAUCUUCUCGUCCUGUUUCGCAGGAGUUUACAACGAAUUUCUCCUCAAAGACAAAGGUGUUGAUGUACACAUCAUGAUGCAGAAUGUGUUCAUGUACCUGGACUCCAUUCUGUGUAAUCUGUUGGUGUUAGCCUUCAAGGGCCAGCUCGCCUCAGCCUUCACCGCACCGAGUAUAGCAGCACUCACCCAGCCUAGCGUUCUCAUGAUCAUGUGUAAUAACGCUGCCAUUGGUAUCGUCACUAGUCUCUUUUUACGCUCCUUAAAUUCCAUUUUGAAAACAUUUGCAAGUGCACUAGAGUUAAUGUUCACAGCAGUUCUUUGCUGGUUGAUAUUUGGUAUAAAAAUUGACAUCUACACUUUCAUUGCUAUCUUUAUUGUAUCUGUAGCGACCAUAAUGUAUGCUCAAAAACCUGUUGUAAAUCUAGCAAAAACUAGCAGUCAAAAUAGCGAACAAAAGGCUAAAGAAAAUGAUGCUGUAUGAAUACUUGAUGGUAUCAGUUUUUUUUAAAUUGUCGUUUGACAAAUCUUCUUAGCUUUUAAAGUAAUUUUUCCCUCUGAAUAUGAACAAAACUGGCAGUUUUUGUAACAACAAACUGUAGUGUUUACAAAAACCUUGUACAGUGUAUUAAGUCGGUAAUAUACAGGUCAGUGUCAAUGUUGUUUUCUGUAAUGAUUUUCUAUUACUUGAAUAUGGUUGUAGCUACAACGACAUGGAAGCAUAUCAUUUAUUAGAUUGCUAUAGGUAUUUGAGUUCUAUUUUCAACUCCUUUGGAUAGCAAAUAAGUUAUGUCCCCUUAAAGUUUAAUUUGUCCCAAGACUUCAGAAUGUACAACAUAUAAUGGGUGUAAAAUUUACUGAAGUAUAGACCAUGAAAUAAUUAAAACAAAUUAUUUUAAAUAAUUAGUAUAUAAAAUACCAGUUUGUGGUAUUGUUUUUCAAAUUAAUUAAUUUUGUCUAUUAUUUGUUAGUGUGGCCUUUUUACAACAAAUUGAUCACAAAUCCAUGUAUGAUCAAUUUUCAAAGAAAAGUGUAACUAUUAUUGGCAUUUUAGUAAACUUGAUUAGUUUAAGCAUAUCUCAGUGCUAGUUUCUAUAUCAGCAGAAGUCUUGUAAUAAUUAUUUGAAGUCAUCGUAGUGUCACUGACAUACCUAUACUUACACUGUGUGACCAAUAUGAGCUAUGUUUGAAGUUAUUAACUUUAUUAUAAAAAUCAUAAAAAUUCAGCCCAUUCCUGACACAAGUUUGUGUCUCUAAGUAUAAUAUCCUAAUAAAAUCUGUCUGGAGAGCAGUAAAAUGUACUAGCGUAUAUAUAUUAGAUGAAGUAUCCUGAAUAUACAGUUUAUGUGAUUUUUAUCUGCAAAUGUAUGAACAUUAUUCUAAGUAAUCUCAACAGAAUCCUCCACCGUAUUUCCAAUGCUUUGUCUAAAUCUAAACCACGCAUUUUAUAAACUGCUGGUCAAUGUUAGUCUCAAUAUAUGUAUGUAACAUAUAUAUAUAUCCAGCAAUAAGGCCGUGACUGGUAAUAAGGCCGUGACUGGUAGCAAGGGCGUGACUGGUAGCAAGGGCGUGACUGGUAACAAGGCCGUGACUGGUAACAAGGCCGUGACUGGUAACAAAGGCCGUGACUGG
Messenger RNA from Pecten maximus, 2245 nucleotides. Its product is annotated as UDP-galactose transporter senju-like. The coding region runs from base 60 to 1097 and encodes 345 amino acids. Gene Ontology annotation, cellular component: Golgi membrane. The record is from RefSeq and is a predicted model, not a curated record. NCBI's taxonomy places the organism in Eukaryota, Metazoa, Mollusca, Bivalvia, Pectinida, Pectinidae. The transcript has 5 exons. Gene Ontology annotation, molecular function: UDP-galactose transmembrane transporter activity. Gene Ontology annotation, biological process: pyrimidine nucleotide-sugar transmembrane transport.